AUGCCACCAAGGAGAGUCUUACGGACACGGACAGUUAAUCCACCCCCACCUCCACCGAUGCCUACAAACGAGGCUGAAUUAAAUGCACUAAUAGAACAGAGGAUCGCCCAAGCUAUCGCACUGUAUGAGGCAUCCCGUGUCGAACAAAGUGGUGGCAUCGGCGGAUCGGGAGGCCAGGGUCAAGGCGGUAGUUCAGGUGGAACAAAUAAUACGGGGUGCACAUUCAAGCAGUUUCUGGACUGCAAGCCACUCAACUACGAUGGCACAGGCGGUACUGUGGCUUACGUGAGAUGGACUGAGAAAACGGAUUCCACAAUCAGAAUGAGCAGAUGUUCCGCUAAUCAGCAAGUCACUUUCGUUACUUGCUUGUUUCUUAACGAGGCCCUUACAUGGUGGAACUUACAAGUGCAAACUUUGGGUGAUAACGCUGCUUAUGCGUUAACUUGGGAGGAACUGAAGGAACGUAUGAGGGAUAAGUACUGUUCUCGUGCUGAACUCCAGAAGUUGGAGAACGAGUUUUGGAACCUUACCAUGGUCGGAGCUGAUAUCACGGGAUAUACGCAAAGGUUUCACGAUCUGUCCCGCGUGAUUCCUUAUCUUGUGACACCAGAAUACAAGCGUAUCGAACGCUACAUCUGGGGACUUUCUGACAAAAUUCGAAGUUUGGUUACUGCAGCUAAACCCACGACUAUUACUCAGGCUGUGACUAUAGCCGUGAGUCUUACUGAAGACGGGGUCAGGAUGAAAAUAUUCGGUGAGAAAGGUGAUGAUAAAAAGGAAACACAUGCCGAGUCUUCCAACCGUGGGAAGAGAAAUUACUCGAAUUUCAAGAAGGGAACCCGCGCCACAAACGACACUGGUCCUAAGAAGUACGCUGGUACUUUACCUAAGUGUGAGCGAUGCAAAUAUCAUCACUUGGGUGAUUGUCGGGUUGUCAAGUGUGACAAGUGUGGCAAGAAUGGCCACCGUGCUGAAUCAUGUUGGGGAACGGGAAAUAAUACUGGAUCGGGAAGUGGAUUUGAUAACAAGAAUGGGAACGGGAAUGGUCGUGGUCAAGGAUGCUUUGGAUGCGGAAGCAAAGAUCACUACAAGAAAGAUUGUCCUAAAGAAAACCAAGCUCGUGGUCGAUCUUUUGUGAUUGGAGCCAAGGAUGCGCGCCAAGACCCUAAUGUGGUCACUGGUACGUUUCUCCUCAAUGAUCAUUUCGCAUCCAUAUUAUUUGAUACCGGAGCCGAUUUUAGUUUUAUCUCUAUAGAAUUUAAAAAUAUUCUGGGCUUGGAACCUAGUAAGCUAGAUGUUCCAUAUUCUAUAGAAUUGGCUAACGGUAGACUAAUAGAGACGGGAGAAGUUGUUAAGGAGUGUACCUUAGAACUUGGCGAACAAAAAUUCAAUAUCGAUCUCUUACCCAUUGAAUUGGGUAGUUUCAACGUAGUGGUUGGCAUGGAUUGGCUAUCCAACAAUCGAGCCGAAGUCGUCUGCCACGAGAAGAUAAUUCGACUACCACUACCGAACGAAGAGACACUUGUUAUACAUGGAGAGAAGCGUGACACCCCAUUACGGAUCAUCAAUUGCAUGAAAGCACAGAAAUACCUACGGAAAGGUUAUAUUGCCUUUCUAGCGCAUGUUGUAGACAAGAAGGCCGAUGGGCCGAAGUUGACGGAUAUUCCGGUAGUAAAAGAAUUUCCUGAAGUCUUUCCUGAAGACUUGCCAUGA
Messenger RNA from Helianthus annuus (common sunflower), 1713 nucleotides. RefSeq lists its product as uncharacterized. The transcript has 3 exons. The record is from RefSeq and is a predicted model, not a curated record. NCBI's taxonomy places the organism in Eukaryota, Viridiplantae, Streptophyta, Magnoliopsida, Asterales, Asteraceae. Gene Ontology annotation, molecular function: nucleic acid binding; zinc ion binding. Bases 1 to 1713 code for a protein of 570 amino acids.